Serpula lacrymans var. lacrymans S7.9 is the source of this 1101-nucleotide messenger RNA. RefSeq lists its product as uncharacterized. Lineage: Eukaryota; Fungi; Basidiomycota; Agaricomycetes; Boletales; Serpulaceae. The coding region runs from base 1 to 1101 and encodes 366 amino acids. The transcript has 7 exons. Gene Ontology annotation, molecular function: transferase activity. The record is from RefSeq and is a predicted model, not a curated record.
AUGACUUCAUCUGCUGGGUAUUCAAGCAGUCCUCAAGCAUUCAUCCAAUCUGUGGACACACUUACAAUCACCUUUCUCGUCGACAAUUGCAUAGAAUGGAUGACUAAAUUACCACCUGGCUUCACGCAUGAAAUGCGUCAGCACUUGGUUGACCAUAGUCCUCCAAAAGACCCACGCACAGGUGUCCCAAUGCUUGAUUUUGAAAGGCUGUGUUGUGGGGCUCAUGGCUUUUCCGCACUGAUAGAGACGCAAACACAUGGCUUUAAACGCCAUUUAACUCUAUUCGAUACUGGUCCAGAUUCCAGCUCAUUAGUGCGAAACAUAGAUUCAAUGCGGGUCCCCGUAAACGAAAUCGACCGAGUCGUCCUAUCACACUGGCAUAGUGAUCACACUGGUGGCCUCCUGUCCUUCCUACGCUUGCGAGGGCAGGAGCCAUCUCCUUGCAUUGUGGACGCCCAUCCAUCCAGACCAAUUGCUCGAGGCAUUGCGCCCCCACCCGCGUAUGAGAGCAUUAUCGGCCGUCUACCGAAUGACCCAACCUUCGCCCUUAUCGAAGAAGCCGGUGGGAAGAUCGAGUAUCAUACGGACGGUCAUGCUGUAGCAGAUGACACAAUUUGGGUGAGUGGGGAAAUACCCAGAUUAACCCCAUUUGAAGAUGGGUUGCCUGGUGGCAUGAGGUGGGUAGAAGAACAAGGUGAAGGUCGAUGGGUACAGGAACACCAUAUUAUGGAUGAACGGUACGUUGCCAUAGACGUGUAUGGAAAGGGUUUGGUGAUUUUGAGCGCGUGUUCUCAUGCGGGUAUUGUUAAUGUCGUGAAGGAUGCUACAUCGAAGUUCUCUAGGCCGAUUCACAUGGAACGCGGGUUACAUCUCGCAGGACCGGAAUUAACCAACCGCAUCUCUCCAACAGUGGAGUUCCUAUCACAGGAGCUCAGACCGGCGCCCAUGUAUAUCCUUCCUAUGCACUGUUCCGGAUUCCAAGCGAAAAUAGCUCUCGAGACAGCUUUCGGGGAAGGAUGCGUCCCUGCUGGCGUCGGUAUCAAAGUUGAUGUCCUUGGGAAUAGAGAGGUCAACAAAAGAAUGAUGUACAGUGCUCUCUAA